Molecule: messenger RNA, 300 nt
Organism: Rhopalosiphum maidis (corn leaf aphid)
Lineage: Eukaryota; Metazoa; Arthropoda; Insecta; Hemiptera; Aphididae
Exons: 1
Coding region: 1-300 (99 amino acids)
Source: RefSeq, a predicted model, not a curated record
AUGGGCCGCGAAUUCACGGAAGAGUUUAUAAAGUUAUAUGAAAGCGAGCCUUGUCUUUGGAAUGUAAAGUCAAAAGAAUACCAUGACAGGAAUAAAAAAGAUACAGCAUAUGGAAAACUGGUAAACAAACAACAAGAAAUCGAAUCAAACGCCACAAAAGACAGUGUAAUAAAAAAAAUUAACAACCUCAGAAGCGCUUACAGAAAAGAGAACAAAAAAAUAAAACAAUCCAUUAAGUCUGGUGCGUCGGCUGACACUGUAUACAAACCAAAAUUGUGGUACUUUUCAUUGUUGAGGUAA